CUUAGUUGGAAAUCAACUUUUUCAAUUGCCAAUUGGACAACGGAGGCAAACAUUAAAAUCAUAUUGCUUAUCGAUAUAAAUAUUCAAAGUCGUCUAGUGUAAUUAAACUACUUGUUUUUCGAAUAUUUGCAUUUUUUUGUUGGAUUGAUCAGUAGUCGGCGUUAGAAAUUGAUAUAGGCAACAUUUAAAGUGCGAUCAAUUCAUGACGAUGAAUAAUGCAAAAACUUUCUUUCUGGUGUUAUUUGUGGGUACAAUUUAUUGCCGAUACAUCGAUCCACUAUAUUUCAGCAUUGGCGACCUUCAUUUAGACGAUGUCACAGAUGUUUCUCAGCAUUUGGAUGCCAAGUUUUUGGUGAAACGUGCCACUGAUGCGAUUAUGGAACGAGAUAAUGAUGCCAAAGAAACGAAAUACGAAUUUUCUUAUAAAACGGAUUCGCAUGAACAUUAUGCAAAAGGAAUGGUGAUAAAUGGUGAACACUCGGUGGUUGGUGCAUAUUCAGUAAUGCACCCUGAUGGCACGAUGCAAACUACGAUGUAUACAGCCGAUAAAAAUGGUUAUACGGUUCGUUUGAAAUUAAAAAAAGAGCUGUUGCACAAAAGUCUUGUUGGAUGAUAAAUCCAUUUGAAUACCAAUUUGAAUAUUAUAAGUUAAUAACGAAAUGAGUAAAUUAUUCCAAAUAAA
Molecule: messenger RNA, 682 nt
Organism: Contarinia nasturtii (swede midge)
Lineage: Eukaryota; Metazoa; Arthropoda; Insecta; Diptera; Cecidomyiidae
Exons: 4
Coding region: 203-613 (136 amino acids)
Source: RefSeq, a predicted model, not a curated record